This is a messenger RNA of Pisolithus orientalis, 2536 nucleotides long. Its product is annotated as HCP-like protein. The coding region runs from base 1 to 2364 and encodes 787 amino acids. The record is from RefSeq and is a predicted model, not a curated record. The transcript is spliced from 5 exons. Lineage: Eukaryota; Fungi; Basidiomycota; Agaricomycetes; Boletales; Pisolithaceae. Gene Ontology annotation, molecular function: protein binding.
AUGAGCCUGCCUCCUCGCCCAACCUCGACUUGCCAACAGCAAACCAGUGCCAGGCGCGCAGAUCAGCCGCCUCCCAUUCCUCCUUUUCCUCCCGAACUUCUCGCUCAGUCAAGAUCGCCGUCAUCGCCUCAGCCACCACCUUCGCUGCCGCAUUUCGAACCACCUUUGGUCGCACCAAGGCCCCAUCGCGUAGACCCUAAUCUUCCUGCUAAUAUGGCCAGGAACCUGGACGACCAAGCAGCCGCAUUCAACCCCGGUCCGUUUCCUGACCCUUACCGUGUUUCUUCACCUUCCGCUCCUCUACGUUCACCUCCACAAUACCCAGUUGAUUACAGCCCAGGUGGAUUCACUCAGCCGCAGCAACUUCCAGGCCGCCGAACCUCAGCCCAGCCUCCACUACUUAAUCCGAACGACAGGUCUACUUGGAACACUGCACCUUCACAGCUUGGUCCUCCCCCUCCCUCCCGACAAUCAUACCACCACUCAUCGCUGGACCCCCAACGACUUUCCCAUUCACCCCCGACGGCGGCCACGGCUUACCACCAAUCUCCACAACCUCCCAUUCACCCAAUGGCUUCGUCCGUUCCUUCGUACGCUCCUCCAAAAGCUCCAUCGCCACCUAGGCAAGCAAAUGGCGCACCUGCACUCACUGCUCCUCUCCCAAGUAUUCAAUCUCUAACGAAUGCUCUACCCACCAUCCAACAGCCAAAUCAUGACCCUGUUCACAAAAUGAACUGGGCAAGAGACAUCUUAUUACUCGUUGAUCGUGCCCAACAAAACCCAUCAAGCGACACUCCCGCAGUUGGACCUGUCACGAUCCACGAUCCUCAACUGCAGCGUCUCGUACAAGUAGCUGUGCCUACAAUUCUCCAAAUCGCGUCUGUGCAGACCCAUGCCCCGCCGCCGGCAUAUGUCGCAGAGGCCCUGUUUUUCCGUGCAUCAUUUGCAGCGUCUGGCGCUUAUCCUGAUCACAUCCAACACAAUCCUCGUCUUGCUUUCCGCGAUUUCGAAGCAGCCGCGAGGUUUGGGCACGCUCAGGCGUGGUUCAGACUCGGUCGCGAUUACGAAAGUUUCAACGAUCUCCAGCAUGCUCGCGAAUGUUUUGAACGAGGCGCCAAACGCAACGUCGAGAGCUGUAUUUACCGAAUGGGUAUGGCCCAUCUGAUGGGUCAACUUGGACUGCCUGCUCAACCUGAAGUCGGGAUACCCCUCCUUCAUCGAGCGGCUACCCUUGCAACCAUACAAUCUACCAAACCCUGCGUAUGUGUAUGUUUGCUUCCUGUCACUGUUCCCCAACAAUUCUUUGCGCCCUUCAUUCCACCACAGUCAACUGUCCAGCACGAGGCUCGACUCCAUCUAGAGCGCGCUGCCUUUCUGCAUUUUGCACCUGCACAAUACAAGCUUGGACAUGCGUAUGAAUUUGCAAUUCCACCCUUCCCCUUCGACCCCCUCCUUAGCGUGCAGUAUUACUCCCUUGCAAGCCAACAGGGCGAGGUUGACGCCGAUAUGGCUCUUAGUAAAUGGUUCCUGUGUGGCGCUGAAGGUGCAUUCGAGAAAGACGAACACCUUGCAUACACUUUUGCCGAGAAGGCGGCACGCAAGGGUUUGCCAAGUGCUGAAUUUGCUAUGGGAUACUACCAGGAAGUUGGCGUAGGAGGUCCAAAGGAUAUCAAUGCCGCUCUCAACUGGUAUCAGUUGGCGUCAGACCAUGGCAACGCAGACGCCGUGCACCGUCUUGCGGCAUUACAACAACCAUCGCCACACGUGUUGUCUCGACAGGAGCAUGAUCACAUCACUGAGGACAAACUCGUUCGGAAGCGCACUCAAGCCAAACAGCGCUCGGAGCGCGCGAGUGCGGAUGGAGGAUUUAGUAACCCGCGGCCAUCGCUUGAGGACAGCCAACGUGUCGUCGACCUGAUUAGGAGAGACUCGAUCGCGCGCUCAACUGCACCGGAUCCACAGUCACCCCCAGCUCCUGCCCAAGGGAUGUCUGCCAUUGUUGAGAACGUUCCACCCGCCGGCGUGAAUACGAAUGCCCACUUGUCACAGAGUUCUAGACAGUUUCCGAACCAGCACCGAUAUACGCUCGUGGAUCCCGGCUCGGCAUCCUCUCGUGGUCCUUCGCCUCCGAGAACCCAGUCACCGCAGUCGCCGACUUAUGCACGUCCGGCAGGACGUCCUCCCGCUCAGCGUACAGCAAGUGCUCCCGCUGCGGGUGGGCUACCUACUCAAGGUGGACUGGAGGGUAGUGGUGGUGUACCUCCACCAUCCAAGCAACGUCCGACAGCGAAGGGACCCUCAACGUUCGCUGAGAUGGGUAUUCAGGGCGCGAGGCUUGAAGAAAAGGAGUGUGUGAUUAUGUGAAGCAUUCAUACAUACAAACGCAGUAAGUAUGGUGGAUAUCACUGCGUCCCUUCGUUUUUUCUUCUUCUGUUGUUCGUCGGCUACGUGCAUCGUGCGCAGGCAAACGCAUUCCGGGUACUAAUACAUAUACACAUUGAAUCGUUCGUUCAGUUCAGGUUUUGAGCCCGCCUUC